AUGGCUCGGGCUGCAUCUCAAACGACUUACAUACAAGGUUCGGCUACUUGUCUCCUCGGUUUCCUCUCCCCUCUCACUGGAGUACUCCAUACGUGCAAUAUUGGAGACUCAUGUUUUCUUGUUUACCGCUCGGAAAAACAGCAGACCCUUUAUCGCUCAAAGGAACAACUGCGAGCCUUCAACUUGCCCUAUCAAAUCGGCCCUGCUAAUCCAGAUCUGCCCCUCCUGAGUGGGGAAGUAGAUGAGAUACAACUAGCAGAUGGAGACAAGGUCGUCUUCGCUACAGACGGCCUUUGGGACAAUUUGUAUGAUGAAGAUAUUUGCAGUGUUAUCCAGGAUACUGCCGAUGAUGUUGAUGGAGCAUGUCAAUCACUAGCAGAACAAGCAUAUAGGAAUAGUCGCGAUAAGACACACUACUCGCCCUUCAGUAAACGCGCUGAAGAGUUCUUUGGUCGUCGUAUUCAUAUUGGAGGCAAACCUGACGACAUCUCCAUAGUGGUUGCCGAGGUGAAGCGGAGACCAUUCGGUUCCAUCUUGGGGGCUCGCACAACACAGUUCAGUGAAAAUGAUGAUUGUUUGCCUAGUCCUCGAACUCUUGCACAGUUGAAGUUCAGCGUGGCUGAUGCAUUCUGA
Perkinsus marinus ATCC 50983 is the source of this 633-nucleotide messenger RNA. RefSeq names its product PP2C phosphatase, putative. The transcript is spliced from 7 exons. Lineage: Eukaryota; Perkinsozoa; Perkinsida; Perkinsidae. The coding region runs from base 1 to 633 and encodes 210 amino acids. The record is from RefSeq and is a predicted model, not a curated record.